AUGUCUCUCAAAGUUAAUUUCGCUACACAUUCCAAAGAUUUAAAUGCUACAUACAAAGCUGUCUUGAACGGCGACCAAGAUGUUAACUGGGGUCUAUUUGGUUAUGACAAAGGAACAAACGAUUUAAAAGUGCUGGGUAGUGGAGGAGGUGGAUUAGAAGAAUUGGAAGACGAAUUUAAUGACGGUAAAAUCCAAUAUGCCUUCGUAAGAAUUAUCGAUCCCAACACGGAAUUGCCAAAACUCGUGCUCAUCGGCUGGUGUGGCGAGGGAGUUCCUGAAGUGAAAAAAGGGUUAUUUAACUCGCAUUUUAACGAAGUUUCAAACAGCUUCUUGAAGGGCUACCAUCUUCAAAUUCACGCCCGAUCCGAGACAGAUGUCGAGCCAGCCUAUAUAAUGAAGCGUAUCGAAGAAAGUGGUGGUUCAAAGUAUUCUAUUCACAAAGAGGCGCCACAAAAGCCAGAACCUAUCCUCCCUGUGAACUCUGUUUAUAAACGAGAGCAAAUACCGGAUAUUGCGGCCAUGCAGCGCGAAUCUGCGCGAAAAGCCCCAAUUAAGCCCGUGGGAACAUCAUACCAAAGGACAGAACUUCCGACGCCAAAACCUCUUGGCACACGUUCGACUUGGGCAACUGCUGAAGAGAGCAAACCUUCUCCUGUACAGAUGCGUUUACAACGAGAGCGUGAAGAACGAGAACGUGAAGAACGGGAAAGUAAAGAGAGGGAAGAGAGGGAAGAGAGGAAAAGACGUGAGCGUGAGGAGCAAGAUCGUCACAAGAGAGAAGAGCGAGAACGUUCCGAAAAAGAAGAUCGUGAACGGAGGGAGCGAGAUCGGAAAGAACGGGAGGAGCGAGAUCGGAGCGAUAGAGAAGAUCGUGAACGGAGGGAACGAGAACGGAAAGAACGGGAGGAGCGAGAGCGCCACGAAAGAGAGGAACGGGAACGUUACGAAGGGGAAGAGCGCGAAUGGAGGGAGCGAGAAGAAAGAGAAAGAAGAGAAGCAGAAGAAGAGGAAAGACGCGAGCGUGAGGAACAGGAACGUUACGAAAGAGAAGAGCACGAACAGAGAGAACGAGAGGAGCGAGAAGAACAAGAACGAAGGGAGCAAGAAGAGCGCGAGGCAGAGUUACUACAACAACAGCAAGAAGCCGAUUCGAGCCACGAUCACGCAGCUCAACCAGUGUCUGCAGUCGUUGUAUAUUCUUAUGAUGCAGGAGAAAGUAAUGAGAUGUCCCUAGUUGAAGGCGAAAUUAUUACCAAUAUCGUUCAACUGGAUGAAGGAUGGUGGCAAGGCGAAGGUGAUGAUGGCAAGAAGUCUGGACUAUUUCCAGAAGAUUCUGGCUACACGGCGGUAGCAAUAUAUUCUUACACUGCUGAUGAACCGAACGAAAUAAGCUUCGCUGAAGGUGCAGUUAUAACCAAUAUUACAUUUGAAUCUGACGAUUGGUGGCAAGGCACAGCUCCUGAUGGAAGCGUAGGGUUGUUUCCCGCCAAUUAUGUGGAGCUAUCACAAGAGUGA
Messenger RNA from Paraglomus brasilianum, 1515 nucleotides. The record is from the annotation of a GenBank genome assembly. NCBI's taxonomy places the organism in Eukaryota, Fungi, Glomeromycota, Glomeromycetes, Paraglomerales, Paraglomeraceae.